AUGCACGAACGUGUGCCAACGAGCUUCGAAGUCACAGGCAAUAACAAUUACAGUCUUCAGCUGGCACGAUGGUUUCUGAUAACAAUCGGCGCCUGGCCGCAACUGAGCACCGCGACAAAAAUGCGGAAACUUCUUUCGCACGUGCACGUGCUCGCUAGCUCGUGCCUCAUUGCGGUCAUUAUGGUGCCGUGUCUAUUAUAUGUGACAGUGGAAGAAAAGGACAUUGAAAUAAAAUUAAAUACCAUGGGUCCGUUGAGCCACUGGAUCAUGGGUAUGAUUAAUUAUAGCUUACUUGUUGCACACAGCGACAACAUUCGCAAGUGCGUGCGACACAUGGAAACCGACUGGAGACUCGUACGUAAGAUCGAGGAUGAACGUGUGAUGCUGCGAUACGCCAAGAUCGGCCGUUACGUCACCGGUUUCUGCGCGGUAUUCAUGCAAAGCGGUACGUUGCUCUUCAUCGUCGCUAAGUCGCUGUCGACCACGAUCGUUGUUAUCGGUAACGAGACCGUCUCGGUACAUCCGAUGGCUUGUCAGACUUGCCACAGCUUCGUCGAUACGCGGUUCAGUCCUGCAAACGAGAUCAUGGUGGUUAUACUAAUGCUGUCGUGUUUCAUAGUAAAUUCGGUCACGGUGAGCGCGUGCAGUCUGGACGCGAUCUUCGCUAUGCACGCGCACGGUCAGCUGAACAUGCUGUUUUCGUGGCUACGCGAUCUCGUGAGCGACGAUAAGAAAAGUAACGUCGAACAAAAGCUGACCGUUAUCGUGGAGCAUCACUUGAGGGUGCUGAGUUUCAUAUCACGUAUAGAAUCUAUUAUGCAACAUAUCUGUCUCGUGGAAUUGCUGGGAUGUACGAUGAAUAUGUGUUUACUUGCAUAUUAUUUUAUUACGAAUAUGGAUACGUUUGAUUGGGCGAAAACAUUGUCGUAUGUUCUUAUAUAUCUGUCUAUGGCUUUUAAUAUUUUUAUAUUUUGCUACAUUGGAGAGAUUCUCACAGAACAGUGUAAAAAUGUCGGCGAAAAAACGUACAUGAUAAAUUGGUACGAGUUACCGCCCAAAACGGCUCUCGGACUUAUUUUAAUAAUAGCACAAUCAAAUAAUGUUAUCAAAUUAACGGCUGGAAAAUUAUUUCAAUUGUCAAUCGCAACUUUCGGUGACGUAAUUAAGACUUCUAUGGUAUAUUUGAAUAUGUUGCGAACGAUGGGUCCGUCUGCAAUAAACUAA
Pseudomyrmex gracilis is the source of this 1224-nucleotide messenger RNA. RefSeq lists its product as uncharacterized. Gene Ontology annotation, biological process: sensory perception of smell; detection of chemical stimulus involved in sensory perception of smell. The record is from RefSeq and is a predicted model, not a curated record. Lineage: Eukaryota; Metazoa; Arthropoda; Insecta; Hymenoptera; Formicidae. Gene Ontology annotation, cellular component: plasma membrane. Bases 1 to 1224 code for a protein of 407 amino acids. Gene Ontology annotation, molecular function: odorant binding; olfactory receptor activity. The transcript is spliced from 5 exons.